CUCAGGACUCGCACGCCAGCCCUUGCUAGUCUGGGUUGGGGCGGCUUUUGGAGGAAGCCGGAAGCAGCGACGGCCUCAGCUCCGGAGACAUGGCGGGCGUUAAAGCUCUCGUGGCACUGUCCUUCAGCGGGGCUAUUGGACUGACUUUUCUUAUGCUGGGAUGUGCCUUGGAGGACUAUGGCGUUUACUGGCCUCUGUUCGUCUUGAUUUUCUACGUCAUCUCGCCCAUCCCCUACUUCAUUGCCAAGCGAGUCACAUAUGACUCCGAUGCGACCAGCAGUGCCUGUCGGGAGCUGGCGUAUUUCUUCACGACUGGGAUUGUUGUUUCUGCUUUUGGAUUUCCUGUUAUUCUUGCUCGCGUGUCUGUGAUCAAGUGGGGAGCCUGUGGCCUUGUGCUGGCUGGCAAUGCUGUCAUUUUCCUCACAAUUCAAGGCUUUUUCCUCGUCUUCGGAAGAGGAGAUGAUUUCAGUUGGGAACAGUGGUAGCACUUUAUUCUGAUGGAAAGCAUUGAGUCUCUUAGUAUUUGUACUGUACGUAUACGUGUGCACAUGUGGUGUUUUCUUACGGAUUUUAAUACGCUGAGUUUUUUAUACCUUUAUGUCAUGAUCAUCCUAGGGAAGAUGCUGUAAACGAAAGAUGAGGUUUAUUUGUAGCAAACAGAUCACUCCAUCGACUCCGAUUUUUCUCGGGAUGUGCUGGGGCAGAUGUGUUAAAGCCCAGGAGAACUGGCAUUCUCGUAUACACUGUAGGCUAAUCUCGAAGUCUCAUCCACACAGAGCAUCAACAUCUGCCAGGAGCUUAUCGGGGAUGAGGGAUCUGAAGCCCACAUUAGACCAGGUGCAUUUGAUGGGACUCCACCUUGUCACAUGCAUGUUGUCCCAGAGGAGUAAGCAUCAUAUCCAGCUCCCCGUCUUCUCCUUGACACAACUAUGUCAUCUCUGGGGGUUUCAUGCUCAUUUGCAAAAAAAAAAAAAAAAAAAAAAAAAAAAAAAAAAAUCCUGCCCCUUGUUAACAAGUUCAGACUCUUGGUGUUUCUAAAAUGUCUAAACCUAUAAUAUCUGUGAUGUUCCUCAAAUUUUGGGGGACCUGGGUAGGGUGUGGUGGCGUGCAUGCCUCUAAUCCCAGCACUCAGGAGGCAGAAGCAGGCGGAUCUCUGUGAAUUUGAGGUCAGCCUGGGCUACAAAAUGAAUUCCAGGACAGCCAAGGCUACACAGAGAAACCCUGUCUCAAAAAACAAACAAACAAAAGACAGAAAAUAAAAACAAAACCAAAAUCAAGCAACAACAAAACAUUGGGGGAAUCUCUUUUUAGGAGGGAACAAUCAGGUCCUCACAUCAUUUAAAGGGCAAUAGCUGUGUGCACAGAAUAAGUUACAAAAUAACCCAAAAGCCCCUCUGGGGUGCAGGGAGGGAAGCUGGACUGGAACCCGUUCCUGCUUUAAGUGGAGGAGAACACAGACAAUUCUUUGAAAUUUCCUUUUAAACUUUGUACUUCCCUGUCCCUUUCAGGUGUCUCCUGUCCCCACCCCCUUCACCAUUCCCACUUGUGCUUGCUGGCUCUGGUCUGUCCUGGAGGUGUGUGAGAGUCACGAGCAAGCAGAGGGUGAGAGCUUCUUUGGGUUUAUGUUGGUGCACUUUUUGUCCUUUGUGUCGAACUUGACUUCGCCUCCACAGGAAACACGGGGAUCCACUUCAAGUUGGAUCUUAUAAACCAUUUUUCUAGCCCAUCCUUUUUUUAUCUGCGACCUAUCGGGAGAAGGAAGCGAAAACAGCCACCUCCUGAGGACGCCAACAGCGGUCAGCGGAGCUGCAGCAUUAGUGUUGGUAGCUGGCGAGUGUCCAGAGCUCUAGACCCUUGUGGCUUGUGGUCUGAGGACUCAACACACCGUCUCCAGGUGGUGCGACACUCCGACCAGCAGACAGACAGACAGCGGACAGCGUGCAAUGUUACCUUCUGGCCUUGUGCAUGAUAUUACGUUUUCAAUAGUUUGUGCACUUAUAGAAUUGUUGUCAUUUCUAGUAUUUACAUUAGAAAAAUUAUUUAGAUACUUGAUCAUUUUAACCAGCAUUUUUAAUCAUGACACUUGCUAUUGUAAUAAAUUGGACUCUAAACACUGACGGAGAGUUGAAUUUCU
Messenger RNA from Chionomys nivalis (European snow vole), 2134 nucleotides. It is a transcript of the gene Leprot, whose product is annotated as leptin receptor overlapping transcript. The record is from RefSeq and is a predicted model, not a curated record. The transcript is spliced from 4 exons. Gene Ontology annotation, cellular component: endosome. The coding region runs from base 90 to 485 and encodes 131 amino acids. Gene Ontology annotation, biological process: late endosome to vacuole transport via multivesicular body sorting pathway; negative regulation of growth hormone receptor signaling pathway. NCBI's taxonomy places the organism in Eukaryota, Metazoa, Chordata, Mammalia, Rodentia, Cricetidae.